GACCGGGAAGUUUUCAAAUUGUAGUUUCACGGCGUGGAAAACAUGUUGUGAUCAAGCUGUCAGGGCUGGUACUUGUUUGCAGUCAUGUCUUCUAAGAAGAAGCAGAGGGGCAAAUCCUUUCCCAGGGCUCCAGAUGGGAAUGUUGGUGGGAGCCAUAUGUUGGGGGACAGUUCUCUGUGUAGCGAAAAUGGUUCAUCACCUCUGUCUAGUCUCAAUUUGACAGUCACUGACUGCACUGAGAAAGUUGAUGACAAGAUCCCAAAGGUCUACAAGCACUCUCUUGUGCUGCUUGGCCUCAAUACCAUGAAGUCUGCUCACAUCUGUAUUGGACGGCCUAUCUUGCUUACAAGUACUGCUGGACAACAAGAGGUAUCCACUGCCUGGCCUGUAACCAGCUUCCCAGGAGGAAAAGUGGGCUUAACUGGCCCUGCUAUGAAAAAUCUCAAAGUGAAGCCUGGUGAUGUUAUCAGUGUCCAGCCUGUAGCAGGCCCUAUUUUGCAAGCUGAGGAAAUACACGUUGUUCUAAGAGAGAAGAAGUCUUUUAAACAAGAUGAAUUGUUGGAUUUUAUUCUAAGAAGUAUGGAUGGAAAGAUAAUACUCCCAGGAAAUGUCUUGACUCUCACAUUCUACGGCCACCCUUGCAGCUUAUUGGUGACAAAAGUAAUAGGUGUGGAUGGACGUACUAUACAAACUUGUUGCUCUGCUGGCUCCGGUGAAACUAAUGAAGAGACUGCUGAGAUGUCCGUUUUGGAGUCUAGUGCUGCAGACCUUUCCAUGCAAUUAAGUCAGUUAGAGAUCUCAGGCACUGAAGAACAGAUGGUCACUAGCACUCCUUCCAAAUCUGAAACAUCUGAUUUAUCUGUUGUUCAUGAUGUCACAGAACUACAAACUGAACAACUUCAGAAGGCUGUAGGAAAACAUAACUGUGUGGAGGACUGUACACAUAACAGGGGUGAUUCAGAUGUGUGUGACGUUCUAGAGCAUGAAAGCUGCUCUUUUGUGGAAGAUAAGUUACUCCAUUCUCAAAAUGCAGACAUAAGGAGCAAUACUGAUGCAUUUUACUGUAUUUCAUUGAUAACACGUAUCAGUUUUAAGGAGAGGAAAAGUCAGGAUACAGAUGACCGAGAUGGAAAGCCAAGAGUGACCUAUGAUAUGAUAGGUGGUCUCGGUAGCCAGCUUAAGGUCAUAAGAGAAACACUAGAACUUCCUCUGAAGCAGCCCAAAAUUUUCAAGAAGUACGGAAUUCCUCCUCCCCGUGGUGUCCUGCUUUAUGGUCCGCCAGGCACUGGAAAAACAAUGAUUGCCAAAGCAGUUGCAAAUGAAGUGGGUGCUUAUGUUUCUGUCAUCAAUGGACCCGAAAUUAUGAGCAAAUUUUAUGGAGAAACUGAAGCAAGACUCCGGCAGAUCUUUGCUGAAGCUUCACAAUGCCGACCAUCAAUAAUAUUUAUAGAUGAAUUGGAUGCAUUAUGUCCAAAGAGAGAGGGUGCUCAAAAUGAAGUAGAGAAGAGAGUUGUUGCUUCAUUGUUGACACUGAUGGAUGGCAUUGGCUCGGAGGAAAAUGAAGGCCAGCUUUUAGUACUGGGUGCUACAAACCGUCCACAUGCCUUGGAUUCUGCUCUGCGCAGGCCAGGACGGUUUGAUAAGGAAAUAGAGAUCGGGGUUCCCAAUGCCAUGGAUCGCUUAGAUAUCCUUAGAAAGCUGCUUGUGAAUGUACCACAUGGGCUUACUGACACACAAAUGAUAGGACUUGCUGACUCAGCACAUGGCUACGUGGGGGCGGAUUUGGCAGCUUUAUGCAAAGAAGCAGGUCUGUGCGCCCUGAGGCGAGCUAUUGGUGAACACAAAAACCCUUCAGAUACUGUGAUAGCUGACUCUGUUCUUAUUGAGCCAAGAGACUUCAUGAAAGCAAUGAAUGAUGUCAGGCCCAGUGCCAUGAGAGAGGUGGCUAUUGAUGUGCCAAAGGUGUCUUGGUCAGACAUAGGAGGCAUGGAAACUGUGAAAAUUAAACUGAAGCAGGCAGUGGAGUGGCCAUUAAAACAUCCAGAUGUGUUCAAAAGAAUGGGAAUUCAGCCUCCAAAGGGGAUUCUCUUGUAUGGACCACCAGGUUGCUCCAAGACAAUGGUAGCAAAAGCUUUGGCUAAUGAGAGUGGACUCAACUUCUUGGCAGUGAAGGGACCUGAAUUGAUGAGUAAAUAUGUGGGUGAAUCUGAGAGAGCAGUACGAGAGAUUUUUCGAAAAGCUAGAGCUGUAUCACCUUCCAUUCUCUUUUUUGAUGAGAUUGAUGCCCUUGCUGUUCAGAGAGGCAGCUCCUCAGACAGCAGUAAUGUUGGUGACCGAGUGUUGGCCCAGUUAUUGACUGAAAUGGAUGGAAUAGAACAGCUCAGUGAUGUGACCAUCUUAGCAGCUACAAAUCGCCCAGACAUGAUAGACAAGUUAAAGAACUUUGAAAAUAUUAUGGAAAAUGAAAUUAGGAAAAUGGAGAAAUUAAUGAAAUACAAUAAGGCCCAUCACAACUUGUACCCGAAUGAAUACUACAAAUUAGAGGAGUUAAAAACCAACAAAGAUAUUAGGGUGAUGAAACCCGAUAAGGGUGGGGGUAUUGUUGUGAUGGAUGUAAUUGUAUAUGAAGAUGUAGUUGACCUUUACUUCUCUAUACCACAUGACAUAGGGAUUGAGUAUAUCACUAGGAAGCUUAUCACCCUUGGAGCAGAGAAUGACGAGAUUUGUUUGAUUCAAGAACUCUUAGAUGUGAUUUUGAACAACAAUUAUGUUGGUUUCAAUGGUGACAUCUGCAAACAAAUAGUUGGUGUAGCUAUGGGUUCCCCAUGUGAAGCAAGUUACGCCAACUUAGUUCUAGCUCAGUGGGAACAUGACCAUGUAUUCAACAAUGACAAUUUUGAAAAAGUAAAACUCUACAAUAGGUUUUUGGAUGACAUUUUUAUUAUGUUUCAAGGAAGUGCAGAUGAUGCUAGUAGUUUUGUGGAUGUACUGAAUAACAGCACCCCAUUCCUAAGAUUCACUUAUACUUAUAGUGUAGAUACCAUCAGUUACCUAGAUGUGGAAUUGAAAAGGGAUGUUGUGAUUGAUCAGGUAGUAGUUAAUGAAAGAGGUGGACCCCAGCAGUUAUUGUUGGAGAAAUGGGAACUUAUUUGGCAACUUAGACUGAAUUCAUAUACGUUACCUGGUCUGAAUGAAGUCACUUCUUUGACGUGUGUUUUAAAGUUAAGAAGUUUGUUGAGGUGA
Molecule: messenger RNA, 3243 nt
Organism: Protopterus annectens (West African lungfish)
Lineage: Eukaryota; Metazoa; Chordata; Ceratodontiformes; Protopteridae
Product: ATPase family protein 2 homolog
Exons: 17
Coding region: 85-3243 (1052 amino acids)
Cellular component (GO): cytoplasm
Molecular function (GO): ATP binding; ATP hydrolysis activity
Source: RefSeq, a predicted model, not a curated record